GUGGUGCUGUGUUUGCAAACAAAAUUCAAAAGCUUCAACGAUUUUAUACGAAUUCUUCAGAAUAUUUUGUUGUGAAUUAUACAUUUGAACAUGGAUAAAUGGUUGCGUCCUGGUCUUAAAAAUCUUCUUCAAGAUUCCACAUACUCCGAUUGCCGUGUUGUCGUUGGCUCCGAAAUCUUCAAUUGCCACAAAAACAUUUUAGGCGUAGCAUCGGAAUUUUUUAAUCGCUUGUUUUUGAGCAGUUUCAAAGAAGCCGCCACCGACAAAGUCGACUUGAAGGAUGUUACCCCCGAGACUUUUAAAAACUUCCUCGAAUAUAUUUAUACAUACGACCCAAAAUGCCUCGACGAACAUGAUAACAAUAUGCUUAUGGAUCUGUUGGAGUGCGCCAACAAAUGGUUGGUGCCAUCACUGACCGGAGAUGGUGCUAAAUUACUUGAAAAGCGAGCUGAAAGCCUAACUAGUAUUGGCCAGUUGAUUCCUAUUUUUGGACGUGUGUAUGAUCACAUUAUGAAUGAUCAACUCACUAAGAAUAUCUCCUCGAUGAUUCGGAGCAUCUGCGGUGCAUCGGUGAACUGCGAUGAAGCUCUAUUAUUAAGCCCAGAUGCUUUUGAUCACUUUCUUGUGACGAUCGAAGGAACUUUGCCCGAAAUCGACCGCUUCAACUUACUGAAUUUAUAUGUGAAAAUUAAUGGAUAUCAAGUAAAUAUGGAUGCCGAUAAUGCCUCUGGUGCAUCCGAAGAUGAUGCAAAAGCCACUAACACGGAUGUGAAGGCAAAUGAAAAAUUUUCAAUCAAUCAUAACCUUUCAAAAAGCUACGUAAAACAACUUAUUGGGCGCAUAGACUUCACGAAAAUGGACAUAGAAGAAUUUUAUGAAGGCCCUCGACAUUCUGAUUUAAUAACCCAUGAUAUGAAAAUUGAAUUUAUGUAUGACAUUAUUUUAAAUAAAUUAAAUUAAAGUAUAUAAAUAAAUAAUAAAUUCAGCGAAAUGAAA
This is a messenger RNA of Scaptodrosophila lebanonensis, 996 nucleotides long. RefSeq lists its product as uncharacterized. The transcript has 3 exons. Gene Ontology annotation, cellular component: cytoplasm. Gene Ontology annotation, biological process: proteasome-mediated ubiquitin-dependent protein catabolic process; regulation of proteolysis. Gene Ontology annotation, molecular function: ubiquitin protein ligase binding. NCBI's taxonomy places the organism in Eukaryota, Metazoa, Arthropoda, Insecta, Diptera, Drosophilidae. The record is from RefSeq and is a predicted model, not a curated record. The coding region runs from base 91 to 960 and encodes 289 amino acids.